Molecule: messenger RNA, 2069 nt
Organism: Pyrus x bretschneideri (Chinese white pear)
Lineage: Eukaryota; Viridiplantae; Streptophyta; Magnoliopsida; Rosales; Rosaceae
Product: putative serine/threonine-protein kinase
Exons: 8
Coding region: 601-1743 (380 amino acids)
Biological process (GO): protein phosphorylation
Molecular function (GO): ATP binding; protein kinase activity
Source: RefSeq, a predicted model, not a curated record
UUCCAGAUUCCGCAGUGAUCUGCUUUAUUUCAAAGUUCCCAGCUUUUGCUUUUUCAAUUUUCAUUUUGUAGAACAAAAAGUUCUCGACUUUAAUUUUGGUUCUUUGUGCUUUUGCUUUUAGUGGGUUGUGCUGGAUUUUGGAGCUUGAUUCUGUGAUUUUCAGAUGAGGGUUUAAGGAGAUAUGGUGUUAGGGUUUUAGGGCAACUAAAUUGUGUGCUGCAAUGGUUUGUGGUUGCUUCUCUGUGCUGAAAUGGCGUAAAGAAGAGAGAGCUUCCUCGUCUUCCUUCCAGGAGCAAGAUUUUUGGGUCUCUAUUGAAUUUCAGAACCAAAGUCUAGGUUUUUUUCAAGUGGAUGCAAAAGGGUUCUGUUAGAGCUUUAGUUUGCACCUUUGUACCUUUUCAGUGGAUGUACAAGGGUAAAAUUUUUGUGGGCAACGGCCGCAAUGUAGCUCAAGUUCUGAGCUUGUGAAACAUCUAUUGUGUUGCACGUAAGAAAUGAGAGUACUCAAAUCUAGCAGAACACAAGCUCCCCGAAUACAAUGAUUCCUAUUGUUGCUGUAGCGUAAAUUAAUUGGUCGUGUUGUGUCUGUAUUUCAUCACCAUGACGAAUGGUAGUGUCGUGUUUGUAUAUCACCACCAUGGUGAAUGGUUGUGUCCAGGGAUUAUCAACAACAACGUAAGGCUUUUCUCGUAUAAUUCUCUGAGAUCAGCUACUAGGAACUUUCAUCCAUCGAGCAGGAUAGGUGGAGGAGGUUAUGGAGUUGUCUAUAGGGGAGUUCUAAGAGACGAUGCCCAAGUUGCGAUCAAAUGUCUUUCUGCAGAAUCUAGACAAGGAGCAAAUGAAUUUUUGACAGAGAUUAAUGUGAUAUCGCGUAUACGACAUCCAAACCUUGUUGAGCUCCUUGGUUGCUGUGUGGAGGACAAUCAUCGGAUAUUGGUAUAUGAAUAUCUGGAGAACAACAGUCUUUCUAAAUCUUUGCUUGGUUCGAGAAGUAAAUAUGUUUUUCUAGAUUGGCCAACGAGAGUUUCGAUUUGCCUUGGUACAGCUACCGGUCUUGCAUUCCUUCACGAGGAAGCUGAACAGCAAAUUGUCCACAGAGAUAUCAAGGCUAGCAAUAUACUUCUUGAUGCAAAUUUUCGUCCUAAAAUUGGAGAUUUUGGGCUGGCAAAACUUUUUCCUGAUAAUGUCACUCAUCUUAGUACUAGAGUAGCUGGAACGGAGGGAUAUCUCGCCCCAGAAUAUGCGCUUUUGGGACAACUUACGAAGAAAGCAGAUGUGUACAGCUUUGGGGUGCUCUUGCUUGAGAUAAUUAGUGGCAGAAGUAGUAGUAAGGUAGCCUUCGGGGAGCAACUGCUGGUUCUCGUCGAAUGGGUAUGGAAACUAAGAGAAGAAGAAAGGCUCCUGGAACUUGUUGAUCCAGAAUUGACUGCAUAUCCAGAGGCCGAGGUUAUGCGCUUUAUCAAGGUUGCACUGUUUUGUACUCAAGCCACUGCACAACAGAGACCAACAAUGAAGCAAGUUGUGGAAAUGCUUUCCAAAGAGGUCCACCUAAACGAGAAGGCACUAACAAAACCAAGGCCGAGGAUGCAUGCAACUGGAAAAUUUGGCGGUACCAGUUCGUUGGAGGAGACAUCGUCAUCAUCUCAUUCAGAGAAACGCAAGAAAUCAACAGCAAACCCGGAUAUAACUUCCACCAGCUCGUUGAUCUUUGAUGAUUCUGAAACACAAAUACUUCCCAGAUGAUCGUUCACACGGUGUCGUAUAACUGUUUUGCGGGAACGUUGCAAAAGUUCCUGGCUGCUUCACAUUUUUCCUUUUAUUUGUUAGUAUAAAAUGAGUAACAAAGCUUAUAGUAUGCAAGCGGUUGCUGAUUUUUAAUCUUGUUAGGUGACGCGUGAUUUCUUGAAAACUUGUAACGUCCGUAGUGCGACAUUACGUAUCUUGUUGUAUGGUUUAGGCUUCUUUGAGCGACAACCAUGAAGUCCUAUUUGUACUUGGUUCCAUGAGAAAGAACCCCCAUCAAAGUAUCAUUUCUAGGUUUUCUUAAUACAACAAUAUAUUUAUAGUAA